CAGGUCGACGAAGCAUUUCGUGGACAAUCGCGGGUUCCGGAUCUGCUUUACUGCACAGCUGGAGGCAAUCAUGCCGAGAAUGGUUUCUUCGCAGACAUUCCCACUACUGCCCUCCAGAGUUGUAUGAGCAAUAAUUAUUUCUCGUCCGCCUUUGCUGCAAAGUCGGUCCUCGGCAUCUGGACUGAAGACGACAAGCGCUGUUCGAAUGUGGUCGGCCUGGUCCGGCGUGAGCGGAAGAUCGUCUUCAUCAGCAGUGCUGCGGCUUUCGCAUGUCUUCCAGGCUCGGCCGCCUAUUCUCCGGCCAAGUGCGCACAGCGGUCGUUAGCGGAUACUUUACGCAUCGAGCUUCUGAGAGAAUGCUGUCCGCAGUCGCAGUACUCAAUGCAUUGCGCAUUUCCAGCGGACUUCGUUUCUCCUGGAUUCAUCGAAGAGCAGAAAACCAAGACUCUCCUUACGAAACAGAUGCAAGGCCUCGACAAACCACUCGCCGAACUCAUGACCAGCUUUCCAUCGUCCGAAAAAGUGGCGACUCUGGUCAUCGCUGCGGUAGACAGAGGCGACUUCAUCAUCUGCGAGGAUUCGCUGUCUGCUUCCGCUUUGUUCACGGCGAUGAGUGGACCAUCGCCCAAGAGAGGCUUGGGAAUCGCCGAUGGGCUUCUUUCAAUCAUUGUGAACUGGAUCGCGUGGCCAUAUUUGCGACGGAAGUGGCAGGGCAUGACAAAGAGGAGCGGAAACCAGACGCCGCUUCGCUCUCCACCAAGCUGGAAGGCCAGAUUGAGCUGGAAACUUAUUGGAAGUCUUCACCGGCAAUCGACAGAGGUUCGAGCCUGA
Messenger RNA from Zymoseptoria tritici IPO323, 831 nucleotides. RefSeq lists its product as uncharacterized. The record is from RefSeq and is a predicted model, not a curated record. Gene Ontology annotation, cellular component: endoplasmic reticulum membrane. Gene Ontology annotation, molecular function: 3-dehydrosphinganine reductase activity. The annotation marks the transcript as partial. Lineage: Eukaryota; Fungi; Ascomycota; Dothideomycetes; Mycosphaerellales; Mycosphaerellaceae. The transcript has 3 exons. Gene Ontology annotation, biological process: sphingolipid biosynthetic process.